ACUCAGGAACAGGGAGCCUGAAGGAGAGGAGUGUUAAAGAAGAGGAGGUGCCACCCUGGAUCCUCCUUCUAUAAAGGAAAAGUCAUUAACCCCUCCUGCCUUCUCCGCUGCCUGCCCCAUGUGCCCAUUCUAAGCAGACCCAUCCUACCUUUGGGCAGUAAGCUCCCUGAUCACUGUCUCCUCACCUGCCUACCCCGUAUCUCUGCGGCCUCUUCUCUCUCCCACUGCUUGGUCCCAUCCUGAGCCAAGUCCAGCCACCUCCUUUCUUUGUUCUGCCCUCUUGGUGCUUCCUUACCUGUUCCCCACAGUCUUUCCCUGACAGUUCACUCAGUUGCCUCAGCUCUGGAAACCAGCCUCUAGGGGCAGAGGGCAGCACGAGGAAGCCUUGAGAAAAGGGAGGCCAUGCCAGAUUAGAGAAUGGGAGCGAGAAUUCUCCCGGGACCAUGGGCUUUCUGUGCGUGUUGACCAGGCCCUUUCCCUGACUUCCUACCCCUCCUGGGGCUCUGUCCCACCAAAAAGGGAAAGAGACAGCUGAGAGCCGACUGUGGGGUUUGGGGAAAGGCUAUGUCAUCAGCUGGCCCAGUGCCUGUGAUCCAUCCGGCUGCUAGAGAUUCCCCUCCCCUGGGCAAGUCCCAUUUUUUUUUUAAAGGAAAACAAAAACUAGGAUUUUUGGGAAGCAAUGAGACACCCAUCUGAGUCCUACCAACAGAGCUCCUGUCUGAAUGGCUUAUAGCUCAGCCAAUCGCAGAAGCUCGGGAUGCUUAAAAGAGCUGGCGCGGAGAGAGGCUGGGAAGAACCCACAGGGAGACCCACAGACACAUAGACACGGGCGAGAGAGGAGGAGAGAGACAGAGACAAAGGCACAGCGGAAGGAGCCAGAGACAGGGCAGGCACAGAGGCAAAGCCAGACAGUCUGAGGGAGCCCAGAAGGAGAGGCCCGAGAAGCUGCAGAAGACACGGGCAGGGAGAGACAAAGACCCGGGAGAGGAGGGGGUGUGAGAGGAGAGUUUGGAGGAGCCAGGCCACUAGGCGCCUCUCCGAAGCCUAAGGGCCAAGUUUUCUCCAUCUCCUCUGAAGGUCCCCAGCCCCUCUGAAAACUCUGCCUCUGACCCUGGCACAAGUCCGAGCCCCCAGGCUGCAGAGAGGAGCUUUCCAAAGCCAGGGCGGGGAGAACUCGGUGCCCAGACGGCCUCACUCCCUCCCAGCUGUAGCGCCGUGCCAUGUCCCGGACGGACCGGCAUCCCAGGAGGGGCUUGGCGGGGUGCUGGCCGGGGGGAGUCCAGCCCCGCCUGCUGCUCCCCGCCGUGCCCAUCUCCGGGCUGGUGGGGCAGCUUCUGCUGCUGCUGCCGCCGCUGGUCUCCCUCCUGCCCUCAGCCCGGCCGGCCAGCCCCCUCCCCCGGGACGAGGAGAUCGUGCUUCCAGAGAAGCUCAAUGGCAGCGUCCUGCCCGGUUUGGGCGCCCCUGCCAGGCUUCUGUACCGCUUGCCAGCCUUUGGGGAGACGCUGCUGCUAGAGCUGGAGCAGGACCCCGGCGUGCGGGUCGAGGGGCUGACGGUGCAGUACCUGGGCCAAGCCCCUGAGCUGCUGGGAGGGGCCGAGCCAGGCACCUACCUCACCGGCACCAUCAACGGAGAUCCAGAGUCGGUAGCAUCUCUGCACUGGGACGGGGGAGCCCUGUUAGGGGUGCUGCAGUAUCAGGGGACCGAGCUCCACAUCCAGCCCCUGGAGGGAGGCACCCUUAACUCUGCCGGGGGGCCUGGGGCUCACAUCCUCCGCCGGAAGAGUCCUGCCAGCGGCCAGGGCCCCAUGUGCAACGUCAAGGCUCCUCCCGGGAAUCCCAGCCCCAGCCCUCGAAGAGCCAAGCGCUUUGCCUCGCUGAGUAGAUUUGUGGAGACUCUGGUCGUGGCAGAUGACAAGAUGGCAGCAUUUCACGGGGCAGGGCUGAAGCGCUACCUGCUGACGGUUAUGGCCGCCGCAGCCAAGGCCUUCAAGCACCCGAGCAUCCGCAACCCCGUCAGCUUGGUGGUGACUCGGCUCGUGAUUCUGGGGCCGGGCGAGGAAGGGCCCCAAGUGGGGCCCAGUGCCGCCCAGACCCUGCGCAGCUUCUGCACCUGGCAGCGAGGACUCAACACCCCUGAGGACUCGGACCCAGACCACUUUGACACGGCCAUUCUGUUCACCCGGCAGGACCUGUGUGGGGUCUCUACUUGUGACACUCUGGGCAUGGCCGAUGUGGGCACUGUGUGUGACCCGGCUCGGAGCUGUGCUAUUGUGGAGGAUGAUGGGCUCCAGUCGGCUUUCACGGCUGCUCAUGAACUGGGUCACGUCUUCAACAUGCUCCAUGACAACUCAAAGCCAUGUGUUGGUCUGAAUGGGCCUGGGAGCACCUCCCGCCACGUCAUGGCUCCUGUGAUGGCUCACGUGGACCCCGAGGAGCCCUGGUCCCCCUGCAGUGCUCGCUUCAUCACUGACUUCCUGGACAAUGGCUACGGUAAGCAGAUGGCACCGCCCUGUCCCCGUGCGGCGCUCCGUUCCCCGCCCCCCCGGACUGUACUCUCUCUUCUGCUGCAUUCUGCAUGGGCCAACCUGACUGCCUCAAGGCACUGUCUCUUAGACCAGCCAGCGGCGCCCCUGCCUCUGCCCGCGACUUUCCCUGGCAAGGACUAUGACGCUGAUCGCCAGUGUCAGCUGACCUUCGGGCCCCACUCGCGCCACUGUCCACAGCUGCCGCCGCCCUGUGCCGCCCUCUGGUGCUCCGGCCACCUCAAUGGCCACGCCAUGUGCCAGACCAAGCAUUCACCCUGGGCCGAUGGCACCCCCUGCGGGCCGGCGCAGGCCUGCAUGGGGGGCCGCUGCCUCCACGUGGACCAGCUUCAGGACUUCAACAUCCCACAGGCGGGAGGCUGGGGCCCCUGGGGGCCAUGGGGCGACUGCUCCCGGAGCUGCGGGGGCGGCGUCCAGUUCUCUUCCCGGGACUGCACGCGGCCGGUCCCCCGGAACGGUGGCAAGUACUGUGAGGGCCGCCGCACCCGCUUCCGUUCCUGCAACACCCAGGCCUGCCCAGGUGGCUCAGCAUUGACCUUCCGUGAGGAGCAAUGUGCAGCUUACAACCACCGCACUGACCUCUUCAAGAGCUUCCCGGGGCCCAUGGACUGGGUCCCUCGCUACGCGGGUGUGGCGCCCCAGGACCGGUGCAAGCUCACCUGCCAGGCCCGGGCCCUGGGCUACUACUAUGUGCUGGAGCCGCGGGUGGUAGAUGGGACUCCCUGUUCCCCGGACAGCUCCUCGGUCUGUGUCCAGGGCCGCUGCAUCCAUGCUGGCUGUGAUCGUGUCAUCGGCUCCAAAAAGAAGUUUGACAAGUGCAUGGUGUGCGGUGGGGAUGGUUCUAGCUGCAGUAAACAGUCUGGCUCCUUCAGAAAAUUCAGGUACGGAUACAACAACGUGGUCACUAUCCCCGCGGGGGCCACGCAUAUCCUGGUCCGGCAGCAGGGGGGCCCUGGUGUCCGGAGCCUCUACCUGGCCCUGAAGCUUCCAGAUGGCUCCCACGCCCUCAACGGUGAAUACACACUGAUGCCCUCGCCCACGAAUGUGGUGCUGCCCGGGGCGGUCAGUCUCCACUACAGCGGGGCUACUUCAGCCUCUGAGACACUGUCGGGCCACGGGCCCCUGGCCCAGCCCUUAACGCUGCAGGUCCUGGUAGCCGGCAACCCCCAGAACGCUCGCCUGCGAUACAGCUUCUUCGUGCCCCAGCCAGCCCCAUCCACACCGCGUCCCCCUCCCCAGGACUGGCUGCACCGCAAGGCACAGAUUCUGGAGAUCCUCCGGCGGCGCCCCUGGGCGGGCAGGAAAUAACCUCAUCAUCCCCGCUGCCCUUUCCGGGCACCGGGGCCUCGGACUGAGUUGGCAGAAAGAGGAGGCUUCUGCGGCUGCCUCAUGCGGACACAUGGACACACGGACACAGUGGGGAGGGGCUGAGAGGAUGAGGCCUGCCCUCCUCCCCGCCCCGAUGUGCAGGCUGGCCCUGCCCUGGUUUCCUGCCCUGGACGGCAGGGACGGGUGGUGGAUGGAAGGGGCUGGGAGACCGUCCCCAUCCACACUGCCCCCUCUGCCCUGCUGGUCACGGGAGGGAGGGGGAAGCCAGUGGGGAGGGGGGAGCAGUUGUAUUUAUUUAGUAUUUAUUCACUUUUAUUUAGCAGCAGGGAAGGGGAUGAGGGCUAGGGUCCUGGGGAAACUGACUUCCAUCCCUCAUAACCCUCACCCUGGCUAGGAAAUCCAGGGUGGUGGUGAUAGGCAUAACUGGUGUGUGUGUGUGUGUGUGUGUGUUCAUGUUUGAGGUACAUCCUGCCCUUGCUUUCCUCUCCCUGAAUUUUAUUUUCUGGGGAAGGAAGAGUCAAGGGUAGGAUAGGCCUUCAGGGAGUAAGGGAUUAUCAUAUUUUUAAAAUAUAUAUUGACUUUUGCUAUUUAUGUGCGCUCCUUUCGGACUCAGACAGAUGUGGGUUGCACCCUGGCUCCACAUCUCUGAACAUGAGUUUCCUCGUUUGCCAAUAAUAAUACCUCCCUUGGAAAUGUCGUGAGGCCUAAAUAAUGUAAAUAAAGAACCACAUAACGCCUG
Messenger RNA from Mirounga angustirostris (Northern elephant seal), 4611 nucleotides. It is a transcript of the gene ADAMTS4, whose product is annotated as ADAM metallopeptidase with thrombospondin type 1 motif 4. Gene Ontology annotation, cellular component: extracellular matrix. The record is from RefSeq and is a predicted model, not a curated record. The coding region runs from base 1221 to 3851 and encodes 876 amino acids. The transcript has 9 exons. Gene Ontology annotation, biological process: extracellular matrix organization; proteolysis. Gene Ontology annotation, molecular function: metalloendopeptidase activity. NCBI's taxonomy places the organism in Eukaryota, Metazoa, Chordata, Mammalia, Carnivora, Phocidae.